ACUUAAAACCCCCCACUCACAAAAACGUCGCCGAAGUCCUCCGAGAAGAAGAAGAAGAGUAAACAUGGCGGCCACCGGCGUGAGAAGAGUCCUUCAGUCAACAUCGUCAUCCACGGCGAGAAUACUCUUCGGUCGUUCAUCAGCUUCCUCUUCUGCUCCCAAACUCGGAUCAUCUUCAUCUCGCUCCUCUCUUCGCAGGAGGCUCACAUCCUCCAGGAUCCCAGUGGAGCUGAGUGCAGGAAUGUCGCUUAUACCCUUACAUAGUGUUACUGCCUCAGCAUUGCUCACUUCUUUGCUGUCUCUGAGCAAUCAAAGCUGGGGUUGCCUUUCAGAAGGAUUUGCGACGACGCUAUAACAUGGCCUGCAAGUUUUGUACUUCUUGUCAGAUUUUUCAAGAAGCUUGUUUCAUUCCAUCAGUUUUACCCAAAGGGUUUAAGAUAUCAAAGUAGCAACAGAGACACACACACACCCUUUGCUUUCUUCAAACUGUUUCCUUUUUGUUCUGUUUAUUUAUACAAUUGUCAUCUUCAGUUUUGAUGAUUUCGGUAUCUUUAACACUUGCCCCUGGAAAUAAACUACUCAUUUUGCUGA
This is a messenger RNA of Raphanus sativus (radish), 591 nucleotides long. Its product is annotated as protein NUCLEAR FUSION DEFECTIVE 6, mitochondrial. The transcript has 3 exons. Bases 65 to 355 code for a protein of 96 amino acids. Gene Ontology annotation, cellular component: mitochondrion. The record is from RefSeq and is a predicted model, not a curated record. Lineage: Eukaryota; Viridiplantae; Streptophyta; Magnoliopsida; Brassicales; Brassicaceae.